UAAAGGUAUCUCCUUGGGCUCUUUCUCUGGUAAGAAGAUGCCUCUAGGACAGAGGGUUGGAGAUAAAAGCGACUCACGGUACUGUGGAGUCAUUACCGAAUUCGAUGAUGACAUGCCUCAUGUUUUAGCUUUCAAUGUUUCUGGAGGUUUCGAUUUUAUCGUGGCUCCUCUGAUGGAUCCCACUUAUCGGCCUAGUUCAAAAACCAAUGGUGGUUGUGGAGCUAGUGUUCUUCCAUUUGCAGGCUCAGAUUUAGUUUUAAGCCCUUCACAGUGGAGUUGUCAUGUUGUGGGCAAGAUUAGUUCUUGGAUUGAUUUGGAUUCAGAAGAUGAAGGGUUUCGCAUGGAUUCUGAAAUGGUCUUAAAACAACAAAUAGCUUGGGCUUCUCACCUCUCAUUACAGGCUUGUCUGCUUCCUCCCCCAAGGGGAACAUCUUGUAGUAACUACGCAAAAUGUGUGAAUGAAAUAUUGCAGAGUCUAAACAAUAUGCAGUUGUGGCUUAGGAUUCCAUUGCAAAAGUCUGAGGAUGAUGCUAUGGAUGGGACCUCCGACUAUUUGCAGAGUGUUGACUCUUGGGAAUGGUGGAAUGAAUUUCGUCUGCUUUGUGAACAUCACAGUCAGCUAUCAGUAGCCCUUGAUAUAUUGAGUUCACUACCCUCUGGGAAUUCACUUGGACGUUGGUUUGGAGAGCCUGUUAGGGCAGCUAUUGUACAUACCAAUACUUUCCUAACAAAUGCACGAGGAUACCCAUGUUUAUCAAAACGCCACCAGAACUUUAUGCCUUUGUUUUUUAAUCAUUCAGUACAGGUAGUGAUUUCUGGAAAAUCAGUGCACGAUAUUCCUGUGGGUAGCUCAGAACCUACAGCUAGUCAUACUGAUAAUCAUGUUGAUGGUAUACCAAGACAUCCAUUGAGGUCGUACUUGGACUAUGUUGGAUACCUCUACCAAAGGAUGGAACCACUGCCCGAGCAAGAACGUUUUGAGCUUGGUUACCGAGAUUUCUUGCAAUCUCCCUUGCAGCCUCUCAUGGAUAAUCUGGAGGCCCAAACUUAUGAAACAUUUGAGAAAGAUACAGUAAAAUACUUGCAGUACCAAAGGGCUAUAUCGAAAGCCUUGCUUGACCGGGUCACAGAUGAGCAAGUGUCAACCUGUACCGUUGUACUGAUGGUUGUGGGAGCAGGGAGGGGGCCUCUUGUUAGAGCAUCAUUGCAGGCAGCUGAAGAAACAGGGCGCAAGAUGAAGGUUUACGCUGUGGAGAAAAAUCCCAAUGCAGUUGUUACGCUCCAUAGCUUGGUUAAACUAGAGGGCUGGGAGAACCUUGUAACCAUAGUUUCCAGUGAUAUGCGCUGCUGGGAUGCCCCUGAGAAAGCUGAUAUUUUGGUCAGUGAGUUGCUGGGGUCUUUUGGUGACAAUGAGCUGUCUCCCGAGUGUCUGGAUGGGGCCCAAAGAUUUUUGAAGCAGGACGGGAUUUCAAUUCCAUCAUCGUACACGAGUUUUAUACAACCAGUGACAGCUUCAAAGUUGUACAAUGAUGUGAAAUCACAUAAAGAUCUCGUGCACUUUGAAACUGCUUAUGUCGUCAAAUUACACAAUGUGGCAAGGCUUGCUCCAUCCCAAACUGUCUUUACUUUCAAUCAUCCAAACUACUCGGCUAAGAAAAGCAAUCAGCGUUACAAAAAGUUGCGAUUUGAGAUACCCAGUGAUACUGGAUCUGCUAUUGUUCAUGGAUUCGCUGGCUAUUUUGAUGCGACACUCUACAAAGAUGUACAUCUUGGUAUUGAACCAUCAACGGCAACACCAAACAUGUUUAGUUGGUUUGCCAUAUUUUUCCCUUUGAGGACACCUGUGUGUGUACACUCCGGUUCUCCCUUAGAAAUUCACUUCUGGCGAUGCUGUGGCUCUACGAAGGUCUGGUACGAAUGGUGCUUAACAUCACCCUACACAUCCCCUAUACAUAACAGCAAUGGCCGUUCAUAUUGGGUUGGCCUCUAGCAUUUUGUUUCCCAGAGUAUCUGAAAUAUAGAUGAGAUGAUGGGGGAGCAAAAACUUUUGAAACAUUCAAGAGAUAAUGGAUGACGGAAUUUUCCUGUUGUAAAUCAGCCUCUUUUUCCAAAAAAGCUAGGGUUGUAAAUGAAAUUCCUCACCAAUUAAUGUCGA
Telopea speciosissima is the source of this 2155-nucleotide messenger RNA. Its product is annotated as protein arginine N-methyltransferase 1.5. NCBI's taxonomy places the organism in Eukaryota, Viridiplantae, Streptophyta, Magnoliopsida, Proteales, Proteaceae. The coding region runs from base 38 to 1990 and encodes 650 amino acids. The record is from RefSeq and is a predicted model, not a curated record. Gene Ontology annotation, biological process: peptidyl-arginine N-methylation; regulation of DNA-templated transcription. The transcript is spliced from 23 exons. Gene Ontology annotation, cellular component: nucleus; cytosol.